Molecule: messenger RNA, 2425 nt
Organism: Rhinichthys klamathensis goyatoka
Lineage: Eukaryota; Metazoa; Chordata; Actinopteri; Cypriniformes; Leuciscidae
Product: caspase-8-like
Exons: 15
Coding region: 116-2398 (760 amino acids)
Biological process (GO): proteolysis; negative regulation of extrinsic apoptotic signaling pathway via death domain receptors
Molecular function (GO): protein binding; cysteine-type endopeptidase activity
Source: RefSeq, a predicted model, not a curated record
ACGCGUUGGAAAACAGCUUUAGCAUGUAGAUCAGACUACCGGUAUAUUGUUUUUGGUUCCUCGAGUGUUUACGUUGAUAUUAUUUCAGUUGGAUGUUGUAAAUGUAAAGCAGAAUAUGGAUCUUCAGAAGUUUCACAAGAUUGACGAGAACCUGCCAAGUACUGAUGUGGCCAAGCUGAAGUUUCUGUGCAUAAACCUGAUUCCCACGAAGCGUUUGGAGACCGUGAAAGAUGCCAAAGACCUGUUCCUGCGACUGGGCGAGCAAGCACUGCUUGAUGACGAGCUACUUGUCCCUGAGCUUCUGAUCACAAUUGGGCGCCUUGACUUGCUUGCCAUCCUGAACACUUCGAAAGAGGAAGUGGAUAGAAAACUACCAGAACGUGAAUCUUCUAGUAAAGGUGUCUCACCCUACAGAAAGAUGCUUUUUGAAAUAUUCGAGGACAUGACAGAAGAAAACCUUCGCUCUGUAAAGUUCCUUUUGGAACUUCCAAAGGCAAAACUAGGACCGUCGGCUUCACUUCUAGAUAUUAUGAUUGAGAUGGAAAAGCAACAGAAGCUCGGGGAAGACAACCUCGAUGAACUUCACAGUAUUCUUGAGCAAUGUGACAAACCGCUGGCCUGUAGGAUAGAGGAGUUCCAGAAUAUGGGCAGAGACCCAGAACAAGAUGCUCACAGACUCCCUCUAAAUGUGGACAUAGAGAACAUAGAGAGAAAGGAAGGACGGAGAAGAGGCUCUUCUUUUGGCUCUGUUGGCUCGGUUUACACCGAUUCAGACCCUCCACCCACGUCAGAUGAAUAUUAUAUCAUGACUCAGCGGCCUCUUGGAUACUGUCUAAUCAUCAACAACUACAACUUUGAAAAAAAGUCCAAAUUUUCCAACCGUGAAGGCACUUGGAAGGACAAAGAUGAUCUUUUUAGCUUGUUUCAUAGAAUGCAUUUCAAAGUUGAGGUGCGGGACGAUCUGGAAGCCUCAGAUAUAAGAGAUGCGAUAAAGGAGUUUGCAAAUAAGGAUCAUGCUCAAAUGGGCGCUUUUGUCUGCUGUGUCCUCUCGCAUGGAGAGAAAGGCACUGUGUUGGGCGUAGAUGGUAAACCGGUUGAAAUCCGUGAACUCACACAGCCUUUUGCUGAAUGCCGCACACUAGCUAGCAAGCCCAAGCUUUUCUUCAUUCAGGCCUGUCAGGGUAAAGUGGCCCAGGACGGUGUAUGGACAGCAGAUGGACAAGUGAACAAUACAGAAGAAGGAACAUUUGAGGAGGAUGCUUAUAAUCCUGCUUUGCGCAUGGUUCCCAUUGAAGCUGAUUUCCUAAUCGGAAUGGCCACAGUAGAGUACUACCAGUCGUUUCGCCACACUAGAAAAGGGUCUAUCUAUAUCCAGGAGCUCUCCAAUCUAGCACUUUUCCUCGAGUUAACGAUGGAUGAAACUUGCCAUGUCAGCAACAAUGAUCAGAAAAGUCAGGCUACCAAGAAAGAGCAAAAUAAGGGCAAAGCAUCAGAUAAAUCACAAAGAAAGAAGGCUGUAAGGAGGAAAUCACAAGAAGCCAAAGAAAACCAAUGUGUUCAAAAGACUAUUUUACUUAAAAGAAAGCGGGAGCCCCUUCAACCCACCGGCAAUAUUUCUGACCAUUACCCUAAAAAGAAGCAUGCAGUGACAAAGCACAAUGAAUUUUAUUCCAUGUCAAAUAAACCUUGUGGAUAUUGUUUGAUCAUCAACAACUAUAACUUUGAGGGUCCGUCACUUACAAACCGGGAAGGGACAGACAAAGAUAAAGAUAAUCUUACCAGAGUGUUUGAGAACAUGUUUUUCGAAGUUGAGGUGCGGGCCGAUUUGCGAGCCUCGGAUAUGCAAAAUGUGAUAAAGGAGUUUGCAGAGAGGGAUCACUCUCGCAUGGAUGCCUUUGUCUGCUGCAUCCUCUCCCAUGGAGAGAAAGGCUCUGUUCUGGGAAUAGAUGGAAAAGAAGUUCCGAUUCGUGAACUCACACAGCCUUUUGCUGAAUGCCGCACACUAGUCAGCAAGCCCAAGCUUUUCUUCAUUCAGGCCUGUCAGGGUAAUGAGGCCCAGCAAGGUGUGUGGAUGCCAGAUGGACAGGAGAGCACCACAGAAGAUGAAACAUUUGAGGAGGAUGCUUAUGUUCCUUUAAAAGCUGAUUUCCUAAUCGGAAUGGCCACAGUAGAACAAUACCAGUCGUUUCGCAACACUAAAGACGGCUCUAUCUAUAUCCAGGAGCUCUGCAAGCAGCUUGAAAUUGGCUGUCCACGGAAAGAGGACAUGCACUCAAUUUUGACAAGGGUGAAUCGAGAAGUGAGCUUGAAAAACAUUCAGCGUUCCAAGCAGAUGCCUGAGGUUCGCUACACUCUAACCAAAAUACUGGUCCUUCCCAUGAAGCAAACCUCCUUUUAAUAGCUAAAAAAUUUUUUUUUAAUAAUU